Molecule: messenger RNA, 591 nt
Organism: Protopolystoma xenopodis
Lineage: Eukaryota; Metazoa; Platyhelminthes; Monogenea; Polystomatidea; Polystomatidae
Source: the annotation of a GenBank genome assembly
GACCUGCUUCAGAAUUUCCCUCGUAACCUCUUUCAAUAUGGUGUGCUUGAUGCGGCUGAGGUGCUGGUAGAUAAGGUUACCCUAACUUCGACGCGUAAAGUCAAUCACGAUUAUGUGCGCGAAAAGACCGAGAUGUUAGCAAUCUUGUUGCAGGGCGCCCUGCUUCUUUUGCAGCGAGAUGGCGAUCGCUUUGUUUUGCGUAGCUUGAAGACGAACCGAGAACAGGGGCAGAUUUCUGAACCACUUCUACCAUCAACAUUGUCCCCAUCGAUUUCUCCUCCAUAUCUAUCAGUCGUAGCAUGCGCUGCUAACCUACCCAAUGUAAUAACGACGGUUACCCAAGCUUCCUCCUCAACACCUAUCCCUAACAACAAUACGACUACGGGCUUACAGGGUGUAGGAUUAGCUUCUUUUCAGAUUGCCUGUAACAAUUCUACUGGAGACUUUUAUACUAGCAAUAAUAAUCCAGACAAUAGAAAUCCAGCCGGGAAUAACUGUUUGCUAUCGACUGUAUCAGCUGUUCAGUCAUCUGGAACUGUUACUUCGCCAAUAGCUCCAUCUGGGUAUGGGCUUUGUUCACUCAUUUAUUAA